Peromyscus eremicus (cactus mouse) is the source of this 2388-nucleotide messenger RNA. RefSeq lists its product as uncharacterized. The coding region runs from base 1 to 2373 and encodes 790 amino acids. Gene Ontology annotation, molecular function: microtubule binding. The record is from RefSeq and is a predicted model, not a curated record. The transcript is spliced from 15 exons. NCBI's taxonomy places the organism in Eukaryota, Metazoa, Chordata, Mammalia, Rodentia, Cricetidae.
AUGGGAAAUCCUGCUUCGAGGCUUGGCUGCCUGGGGCAGAGGAGGAGCCACUCACACACCCACCCGAGGACCCACACCAGCUCCAGGACCCGAGGCGAUCUCUCUCCAGCCGCAGCUCCUCAGGGCCCACUUCCACCAGGGAUCCCCUGGGCCUGGUGGGGCUCCCGUGCUGUCCAGGUGACAGAGGUCACAGAGACAGUGGUGACAGAGACAGUGGUGACAGAGGCCGUGGAGAUGGGGCCCUGCAGGCAAAGACGGCAGCCGGCCCAGGCAACCCUAGCACCCCUGGACACGCUGUGCAGCUGGCUGGAUGGCAUGGAGGAACUGCAGGCCUCCCAGGGACCCCUGGCUGCAGAUGCUGCUUUGGCUGCUUCCCAGCUGCGGGAACAGGAGCUGCUCCUGCGCCUGCUGAAGGAACGUGCACCGCACAUGGAGCCAAGAUUACAAGAGGCCGGGAAUCCGGCAGAGCUGUGCACACAGUGGCACCGCCUGGUACGACAGGCAGAAACCAGGUGGAGACUCCUGGGGCAGCUCGUCCCAGCAGCACAGCGUUUUGAAACAGCCUGCAAAGCUCUGCUGGGGAAGCUGGGCCCGAGUGAACAGCUACUGGCUGGGCUGCAGCUAGGGCCCGAGUGCCCUGAGGAAUCUUUGCAGUGCUUCCAGGAGGUGUGCGAAGGGCUUGUGGUCUGUACCGAGGGUCUGGAAAGGGUUUUGGAGACUGGACAGAGGCUGGCAGAGCUCCUCACAAGUGACCAAGCUCAGCUGGUGAGACAGCAGCUGGAUCAGUUCCAGGAGCGUGUGAGGUUGACAGAGUCACAGGUCACCCAACAGAAGCUGCUGUGUGCUCAAAGGACAGUGUCCUCCAAGUCCUCACCACCAGCAGUCUUGGAGGCCCAGCUUGAACUGGAGGGGUCUGCUUCAGCACAUCCAGGGCUCAAGGAUCAGAAGCAGCUGAGUGUCCAGCUGGCCCAGCUAGCGGAGCGGCUUGAACAGCUGGCACAGUGGGCAGAAGCUUCUAGUCACACAGCAGCACCCGCGGUGACCAUUUGGGAUCAGAGCCCCUCCUCAGCUGUGCUUCAGGCCGACACGAAACCCCUGGAGGGGCACUGGUUAGAGACUCAAGAGCAAGACCCUGGGCUGAAGGCCAUAUGGAAGCCAGCUGUGCAGAUUUUGUGUGGCCUCACGGAGCAGGCAGCCAUUGAGGAGCUGAGGCCGGAGGGUGACUGGAACCCAGCCUUGCAGGAGUUCCUAUGGGGACAGCAAACCCUGGUGGUGUCAUGGCUAAGGAGGAGCGGAGAUGCUGCCUAUGGGAGCACCUGCCACUUGGGCCCGCUGAUGGACCUGCUGGGCUGCCGGGCUGCUGUGUCUAGCCCCUCCUGUGAGAGGAUACAUCCCCUGGGAGGGAUGCUGCUGCUUGUGGGCCACCUCAUUGAGAAGCUGGUCUCGUGCUCCCGUAGGCUGAGCCAGGCUGAACCCUUGGGGGCCAAGGUGGUACAAGCCCAGAGCUGGGUGCUAGAGGAACUGCCUGGGGCCCUGAGCCUGAAAUGCUGCUGGACUCAAGCCCCAAGGGAGGUACUGGCUCUGAGGAGUCUUGACCAGGGGCUGCCUGGGGAUCUGGGGAAUAGAGAUAAGGCUUGCCUCCUGGGGAAGAUUUCAGAAGAACAGAGCUGGAGGCCUUGGUGGGCAGACGUCAUCAUGGAGAACUGGAGUCAUAGGAAGCCAGAGCAUAGCAAGAGGAACCAGGAGAAAAGGGACCAGUGGGUACUGAUGGAACAGGGCCACCAGGAACAGGACCUUGUGGACAGUUUCCUGGCAGCUGGGCAGCGGGACAGGGAUGGACAAGGCUGGCCUGGCUGUACCUGGGGGAAAUGUGACCACAAGCGACCCACCGUGUUGGAGCCAGGGUUCCCCAAUGGCCAGAAACAGCCACACAGCAUGGUCGGAGCAAGGAACACGGAAGGGACAAGUAUACCAGGGGCCAGAGGCAGGCCCAAGGUCCAAGGAGCCUUGGCGGCAAGAGGAGCUUUGAUGGUUCGUGUUGGAGGUGGUUGGGCAGCUCUGGAUGAAUUUUUGGUCAAAAAUGACCCAGUCAGAGCCAAGGGGAGGACCAGCCAGAAGAUCCACGAAAGAUUCCUGUGCUGGACUCCUAGUGUGCCGGCCCCUGAAGUCAUCACCCUGAGGCUCUGGACCUCCAUCCGAAUGGGCUCUAGCAGACCCCUGUCUCAGAAGACAGGGCUGCCGAUUGGCAAAGAACACAGAGACCCCAGCUCCUACAAGGUCAAAACCUCGGAGCAGCCCACUGAGGAGAAACGAAGACUCCAAGAUCCCGCAGACAGGGACAAGAAACAGCGGCAGCACGCUAUCAGGGACUGAGCAGGAGCUGGGGCC